This is a messenger RNA of Oncorhynchus tshawytscha (Chinook salmon), 3698 nucleotides long. RefSeq names its product alpha-actinin-1. Bases 325 to 3081 code for a protein of 918 amino acids. The record is from RefSeq and is a predicted model, not a curated record. Gene Ontology annotation, molecular function: calcium ion binding; actin filament binding. The transcript has 23 exons. Gene Ontology annotation, biological process: actin cytoskeleton organization; muscle cell development. Gene Ontology annotation, cellular component: stress fiber; plasma membrane; cortical actin cytoskeleton. Lineage: Eukaryota; Metazoa; Chordata; Actinopteri; Salmoniformes; Salmonidae.
AUUACAGCAAAGUUUAGCUUCUAUCUCCGCCAGUGUUCAAGGACCUGCCUACUUACCCGUUUUAGAUCGGUGGGUGAAAAAAAAAUAGUUGGAUAGAAAAAGAAAGACAGAAGGUGAGGGGUUUUGUGUGAGUUUAGCGGAGAGAGAGAGAGAAACUGAGAGUCAGCAGCAAGCGAGAUACAGUGAAGCCCCUGUGACCGUUAAUUUCAUCCACACCGUCUUGGUCGUGCGGUAUACGGUAACAACAUACUGCUGCAACAUCACCUCCGGUCCACCGCCGAGUACCGUACCGGUAAAACACAGGAACGCGAGGAAGUAUAAUCCAUGCCUACUUUCGACAUGGACCCGUAUGACGGAGAUGAAAACGAUUAUAUGCCUCAGGAAGAUGACUGGGACCGGGAUAUGCUGUUGGACCCGGCGUGGGAGAAGCAGCAGAGAAAGACAUUCACGGCCUGGUGCAACUCCCACCUGAGGAAAGCAGGAACGCAGAUCGAGAACAUCGAGGAGGACUUCAGGGACGGACUGAAACUCAUGCUGCUGUUGGAGGUCAUAUCAGGAGAGCGCUUGGCCAAACCAGAGAGGGGGAAGAUGAGAGUUCACAAGAUCUCCAACGUCAACAAAGCUCUCCACUACAUCACCAGUAAAGGAGUCAAGCUGGUGUCCAUCGGAGCUGAAGAGAUCGUCGACGGCAACGCUAAAAUGACCCUGGGAAUGAUCUGGACCAUAAUCCUUCGCUUCGCCAUCCAGGACAUCUCUGUGGAAGAAACAUCAGCUAAAGAGGGUCUUCUUCUGUGGUGCCAGAGAAAGACUGCUCCUUACAAGAACGUCAACAUUCAGAACUUUCACAUUAGCUGGAAAGAUGGGUUGGGAUUCUGUGCUCUCAUUCACAGACACCGCCCAGAGCUCAUUGACUAUGGCAAGCUACGCAAGGAUGACCCCAUGACCAACCUGAACACAGCCUUUGACGUGGCAGAGAAGUACCUGGACAUUCCCAAGAUGUUGGACGCUGAGGAUAUCGUGGGCACGGCCCGCCCGGAUGAGAAGGCCAUCAUGACCUACGUAUCUAGCUUCUACCACGCCUUCUCUGGUGCUCAAAAGGCGGAGACGGCGGCCAAUAGGAUCUGCAAGGUGUUGGCUGUCAACCAGGAGAAUGAGCAGCUGAUGGAGGACUACGAGAAGCUGGCUAGUGACCUCUUGGAGUGGAUCCGUCGCACCAUCCCGUGGCUGGAGAACCGUGCCCCAGAGAACACCAUGCUGGCUAUGCAGCAGAAGCUGGAGGACUUCAGGGACUAUCGACGUCAACACAAACCCCCAAAGGUCCAGGAGAAGUGCCAGCUGGAGAUCAACUUCAACACCCUGCAGACCAAGCUGAGGCUGAGCAACAGGCCUGCCUUCAUGCCCUCCGAGGGGAAGAUGGUGUCGGACGUCUCUAACGCGUGGGGCGGCCUGGAGGGGGCGGAGAAGGGUUAUGAGGAGUGGCUCCUUAACGAGAUACGUCGGCUGGAGAGACUCGACCACCUGGCUGAGAAGUUUCGUCAGAAAGCAGCCACCCACGAAGCCUGGACUGAAGGUAAGGAGGAGAUGCUGCAGGCGCGGGACUUUGAGACGGCCUCUCUGUCUGAGAUCAAGGCUCUGCUGAAGAAACACGAGGCCUUCGAGAGCGACCUGGCCGCGCACCAGGACCGCGUAGAGCAGAUAGCUGCCAUCGCUCAGGAGUUAAAUGAGCUAGACUACUAUGACUCCCCCAGUGUGAACAGUCGAUGCCAGAGGAUAUGUGACCGAUGGGAUGCCCUAGGAGCCCUGACCCAGAAACGCAGCGAAGCUCUGCAGAGAACUGAGAAGCUUCUGGAGACCAUAGACCAGUUGUAUCUGGAGUUUGCCAAGCGAGCUGCUCCGUUCAACAACUGGAUGGAGGGAGCCAUGGAGGACCUGCAGGACACCUUCAUAGUUCACACCAUAGAGGAGAUACAGGGUCUCAGUACAGCCCAUGAGCAGUUUAAAGCCACUCUCCCUGAUGCGGAUAAGGAACGCGGUGCCAUCCUGGGCAUUCACAAUGAGAUCGCCAAGAUAGUGGCCACCUAUCAUGUAAACAUGGCUGGUACCAACCCUUACACCACCAUCAACCCUCAGGACAUCAACGCCAAGUGGGACAAGGUGAGACAGCUGGUUCCCCAGAGGGACCAGGCUCUGAUCGAAGAGCACGCCCGGCAGCAGAACAACGAGCGUCUCCGCAGGCAGUUCGCCAACCAAGCCAACGUCAUCGGGCCCUGGAUCCAGACCAAGAUGGAGGAGAUUGGUCGUAUCUCCAUCGAAAUGCACGGAACCCUGGAGGAUCAGCUGACCCACCUCCGCCAAUACGAGAAGAACAUUGUCAACUACAAGCCAAAGAUCGACCAAUUGGAGGGAGACCACCAACUGAUUCAGGAAGCUCUCAUCUUCGACAACAAGCACACCAACUACACCAUGGAGCAUAUCCGUGUGGGCUGGGAGCAGCUCCUGACCACCAUCGCCAGAACCAUCAACGAGAUCGAGAACCAGAUUCUGACGAGGGACGCCAAGGGCAUCAGCCAGGACCAGAUGAACGAGUUCAGAGCCUCCUUCAACCACUUCGACAGGGAUCACUCAGGCACUCUGGGGGCUGAGGAGUUCAAGGCCUGCCUGAUCAGUCUGGGCUUCGAUAUCGCCAACGAUGCACAGAAGAAAACAGGGAUGAUGGAAGCGGAAGACUUCAAAACCUGCCUUAUCUCCCUCGGUUACAACAUGGGUGAAGCAGAGUUCUCUCGCAUCAUGAGCAUCGUGGAUCCUAACCGGGUGGGCGUGGUCACGUUCCAGGCCUUUAUUGAUUUCAUGUCCCGAGAGACGGCCGAUACUGACACCGCUGACCAGGUCAUGGCCUCCUUCAAGGUCCUGGCUGGGGACAAGAACUUCAUCAUGGCUGAUGAGCUUCGUCGUGAGUUGCCUCCUGAUCAGGCAGAGUACUGCAUCGCCCGCAUGGCGCCCUACUCCGGCACCGACGCCGUCCCCGGCGCCCUGGACUACAUGUCCUUCUCCACCGCACUCUACGGAGAGAGUGACCUCUGAGUGACCUUUGGAUGACCUUUGACCCCUGACCUGGGAGGUUAUGCCCUAUGAGGUCGCUCACCAGUCUACCUGCUCUCUCCACCGCCCACAAGACCCUCCUACUGCCCUCCCAGUGAGCACAAGACGUUGACAAAACGUCCUUUUGUUUGAAAAGAUGUCAAAAAUACAUAUUUCUGGUUGAAAAUAUGUAAUUUUUGGUAAAAAUAUGUUUAAAAAAAUAUGUAUUUUUGAUUGAAAAGACAUCAACAUCUUGUUCUCACUGGGCCAUCACUACAGCCCUGCUCUAGUCUGGGUCCCAGAUCUGUUGGUGAUAUCUUACCAUACCGUCACUCAUCGUUGUCACGCCAGUUUGCCAAAACAUCACAAGACAGAUCUGGCAUCAGGCAAGCUCUGCUCUACAGUGCUCAAAACAGAACAGACAGAUCUGGCAUCAGGCUAGCUCUGCUCUACAGUGCUCAAAACAGAACAGACAGAUCUGGCAUCAGGCUAGCUCUACUCUACAGUGCUCAAAACAGAACAGACAGAUCUGGCAUCAGGCUAGCUCUGCUCUACAGUGCUCAAAACAGAACAGACAGAUCUGGCAUCAGGCUAGCUCUGCUCUACAACACUCAAAACAU